Molecule: messenger RNA, 951 nt
Organism: Hippopotamus amphibius kiboko
Lineage: Eukaryota; Metazoa; Chordata; Mammalia; Artiodactyla; Hippopotamidae
Product: olfactory receptor 5W2-like
Exons: 2
Coding region: 1-951 (316 amino acids)
Biological process (GO): sensory perception of smell; G protein-coupled receptor signaling pathway
Cellular component (GO): membrane
Molecular function (GO): olfactory receptor activity; odorant binding
Source: RefSeq, a predicted model, not a curated record
AUGGGUGAUAUCGAACAAAGAAGAGUGGAUAUAGGAAAUUGUUCCUCCUUGAUUGAAUUAUUUUUAUUGGGAUUUACUGAGAACACUGAGAACAAAGUGAUGCUUUUUACCAUAUUUCUACUUGUUUAUCUCAUUAACCUGGCAAAUCUUGGAAUGAUAAUCCUGAUUAGAAUGGAUCCCCAGCUGCACACACCCAUGUACUUCUCCCUCAGCCACCUCUCCUUCUGUGACAUCUGCUAUUCCACAGCAGUUGGCCUUAAGAUGCUGAUGGACCUAUUUGCCAAGAACAAGUCAAUCCCCUUCUAUGGCUGUGCUCUGCAGUUCGUCUUCUGUAUCUUUUCAGAUUUGGAGUGUCUGCUGCUGGCAGUGAUGGCCUAUGAUCAGUACAAGGCCAUCAGCAACCCUUUGCUCUAUGCAGUCAGCAUGUCUAGCAGAGUGUGCUCCCUGCUCAUGGCCAGGGUUUACCUGGUGGGAAUGGCAGAUGCUGUGAUACACACAACAUUAGCAUUCCGCUUAUGCUUCUGUGGGUCAAAUGAGAUUUACCACUUCUUUUGUGAUGUUCCUCCUCUCCUAUUGCUAUCUUGCUCUAAUAUCCAGGUCAAUGAGUUGGUGAUACACAUGGUUUUUGGUUUCAUUGAACUGAGUACCAUUUCAGGCAUCCUUGUUUCUUAUUGUUAUAUUAUCCUUUCAGUCUUGAAGAUCUACUCUGUUGAGGGGAGGUUCAAAGCUUUCUCCACCCGCAGCUUCCACCUAACUGCUGUGAUAAUUUUCCAGGGAACCCUUCUCUGCAUGUAUUUCAGGUCGAGUUCUUCCUACUCUCUAGAUCAAGACAAGAUGAUCUCAUUAUUUUACACCCUUGUGAUUCCCAUGUUAAAUCCCCUGAUUUACAGCCUGUGGAACAAGGAUGUGAAAGAGGCCCUAGAAAAGUUGAAAACUAAACUGUGUUUUUAA